GACUUCGCGCCCUACGUAUCUUUGACAUAGUCCACCGACAAGGACACCAGACAUUCAAUAUGCCAGUCGUCAAAGGAGGUGUAUGGACCAAUAUUGAGGACGAAAUUCUCAAAGCCUCCGUUUCCAAAUAUGGGCUGAAUCAGUGGGCACGAGUAUCGUCGUUGUUAGCACGAAAGACACCGAAGCAGUGUAAAGCAAGGUGGACGGAAUGGCUGGAUCCAGGGAUACGCAAGAUCGAGUGGUCGAAGGAGGAGGAUGAGAAGCUACUACAUCUGGCAAAGCUGAUGCCCACACAAUGGCGGACAAUUGCGCCUAUCGUUGGCCGAACUGCUACCCAGUGCCUUGAGCGGUAUCAGAGACUUCUCGAUGAAGCCGAAGCACGAGAGAAUGAUGAACUGGGGCUUGGAGGGCCGGAAGGUGGCGAGGCGUCCGCGCCCACAGGGGAUACUGUGCGAAAACUACGACCUGGUGAAGUUGACCCCGAUCCAGAAUCUAAGCCUGCGAGGCCUGAUACGAUCGACCUCGACGAGGAUGAAAAGGAGAUGCUAAGCGAAGCAAGAGCACGCUUGGCAAAUACACAAGGAAAGAAGGCGAAGAGAAAAGCUCGGGAGCGACAGUUGGAGGAAUCAAGGCGGCUAGCAGUGCUUCAGAAGAGACGAGAGCUGAAAAAUGCGGGCAUUAACAUCAAAAUAACGACGCGCAAGAAGGGCCAGAUGGAUUACAAUGCAGAUAUCCCGUUCGAAAAGCAAGCUGCGUCCGGGUUCUACGACACGCAGGACGAACAGGCAAAAAAUGAGCGCGAGCGGGAGAUGUUUAAUCCCAGAAAACAACAGUUGGCGAGGAAAAGACAAGGAGACCCCGAGGACAACGUUGAUUCGAAACGGCAGAAGCAGGACAAGGACAAAUCGUCGUCAGCGGCUAUGGCUGCCGCGGCAAAAGCUGGUCAGAUGCAACGAAUUCGUGAAGCUGAGCAGAAAAGCAAGCGGAGGGCACUGAAUCUUCCAGCGCCGCAGGUCAGCGAGAGCGAGUUAGAGGAGAUAGUAAAGAUGGGUAUGGCAGGCGAUAGGGCGAUCAAGGCAGCUGGAGAAGAUGAAGAAGACAGUCGUGGGCUUGUGUCCAACUACGCGAAUAUGGUCGGUGCGACACCUAUUCGGACACCUCGAGCGCCGGCGCAAGAAGACCACAUUGCCAACGAGAUCAGAAAUAUCAGGGCCCUGACAGAAACGCAGUCAUCCUUGUUGGGUGGCGAAAAUACACCUUUGCUUGAGGGCAGCAGUUCUACAGGAUUUGACGGUAUUGCUCCGCGAAGAAAUGAGAUGGUCACCCCAAACCCCAUGGCCACACCAUUCCGCCAGGGAGGACCGGACGGCCAGAUAACCGGUGCCACACCGCUGCGUACGCCACGGGAUAACUUUACGAUCAAUGAAAAAGGGGAGCGGCAGCUGGUCGGCCAAACGCCCCGCGACAUUCGACUAGCUGAGAAUGCAGCAAAGAAUUCACUGAGGGCGAGACUUGCUUCUCUUCCAAAACCCAAGGAGACUGAUUGGGAACUCGAGCUGUUGCCGUCAGAGCAGGAAGAGGCAGCUGCCCAGGCGAGGACCGAGAGGGAAGAUCAAGAAGAGAUCGACCGGCGAAGGCGGGAAGCUCAAGAAGCUGCUGCUGCUGCGGAGUUCAAGCGGCAGACGCAAGUAUACCAGCGUUCCUUACCUCGUCCGAAGACAGUUGACUAUAACUCACUCGCCUCCCAAGCGCUGUCAAUCACCGACCCGAUCCAAGCCAUGAUAGCCGAAGAAGCUGCCCUUCUUAUGGCGCAGGACGCCCAGAAAUAUCCUCUGCCAGGCUCAAAGGCCAUCGGCAAGCCUCCACGAUUGAACUCGCUAUCGGACGAUCUGAUUGCCAGAGCGCGUCAGGAGUUGGCCGCCGCAUGUAACGAGGCUGACCAGCAAUCUUACGUGUCUGCUGUGGAGGGAAUUUACGAUGCUGGAAUGGAGCGCGAUGCAAUGCCUUUGAAAUUUACCGAGAACACAACGCCUGAGGAAUAUCAAGCUGCAUUUCAGGCCGCACACAAGAAUCUCCUCGAUGCCGCUGAAGCUGGCAACAAGUUGGAAAAGAAGCUCGCCCUACAUCUUGGUGGGUACCAAGGGCGGCAAAAAACGCUGAAACAAAAGAUCGCGACGGUCUAUUCACAGAUCGAGGAACAACGCGCACAGCUGGAAGCUUUUAGGGCAUUGCAGAUUGGCGAAGAGGGCGCGCUAGCCAGACGACUCGAAAUGCUGAGGGAUGAAGUCAAUUUUGUGAGCCGAAGAGAACGAGAAGCGCAGGAGGACUAUCGGGCUGCUAGAGACGAACUGCGAGAAUUGGAGGCCAACCGCGCGGUCGAAGUGAACGGGAUCAAUAGACAUUCUUGAAUUGGCGGAUCUUCCUUGAGGAGGCAACAAGCCAUGAUUACUUAUCCGACUGCAUUGUGCUGCAAAGCUUCCCUGGACUUGGGUGUCCUAGCACCAAUAGCGGCACAUAGACAAUCUUAUGUAAUACGUAUCGUCUGAGUUACUAGUAAUCUCGUAGAACUUGCUGCAGG
Molecule: messenger RNA, 2578 nt
Organism: Exophiala xenobiotica
Lineage: Eukaryota; Fungi; Ascomycota; Eurotiomycetes; Chaetothyriales; Herpotrichiellaceae
Exons: 1
Coding region: 60-2408 (782 amino acids)
Biological process (GO): mRNA splicing, via spliceosome
Cellular component (GO): spliceosomal complex; Prp19 complex
Source: RefSeq, a predicted model, not a curated record